CUUUCCUCCCUUUCUCUCUCGUUUACUUCAACUUCUUCUGGUCAUCAUCAUCGGUUCCUCGAUUAUUCACGUUCAUUUGGAAUUCGAGUUUUCCUCCUGGUGCAUGAUGCUCCGCCGGCCGAUCGGAUCAUGGCGCAGGCUCUAAGAGCGCCCAAAGGGACCAUGUCCGACGCUCCUGCGCCGUUGGUAUUACGGGCUGCUACCGUCCCCGCGAUUGUUACCAGCGACCCCUCGAGCUCGAAUACCUUCCAGGUCAACCACAGCACGGGUCACAGUCACAAUAAUGACAACAACCCGAAUGCAAAAUUCCCCGGCACGGACGAUCCCAGUCCUGUAACCCCAAGACUCUUGCGUACCUCGCAGACUUUCCCAAUUGGGUCUGUUACCUCCGAUGCUGCUUCUGCUUCUGCUUCUAGUGGAAACCUACAAGAUGCGAAAAAGUCUCCGAGAAUCCUCUUACCCCAUGGCGCUCACUCAGUCGUUGGGCGGAAUUCCGCCUCUUCGCCGACCUUGUUCCAAACGGCCGACUCUAGCGCUAUAGAUCCGCUAUCGCAGCAUAUCAUCAAGCGCACAAACACCGAAAAAUCGAUCCCGCUCAAGCUCCUCGGGAGGGCGUCUUACGAGGCUGAAGCUGGGGGAUCAGACAGGUUCAGCCCCGUGGACCAAGAUCCAAUCCGAGGUGAUGCCACGCUGCGUCAGAAGCCUCUGAAAGACAAGAAAAUAGGUGUUUCGUUUCUGAGUCGCAUCAUCCCCGGCAAGAAAAAAGACCUGUUUUCCGAUGAAGAAGACAAUGUAUCGGAAAUGGGUAACCGCAUGGAUGCCCAUGCCUCUGCGCAACCGAUAGGCUUUUUCCCGCGAUUUCCACCUCCUCCAAAGUACAUCAGAGUCCGAGCGCAGUACAAGAAGGAGAGAACUUUUCAUCGCGUGUUUCUUGCGCAGGAAUUGGAAGGCGCCGAUACUUCGCCCAAUGAACCGGAUCAAAACACCCCUCCCAGAACGGCGGAUUCACAAAGCAGUAAACCUACAGGGAAGGCCGUAUGGGCCCUGGUUUUCUCGAACGAUGGGAAGUAUCUUGCAGCUGCUGGCCAGGACCGUAAGGUUCGAGUCUGGUCUGUGAUAGCGUCUCCAGGAGAUCGAGACACUAGUGAAGCGGACGACGACGAUGACGACACUCUACGCCUGAAAGCACCCGUAUUCAAAGAAAAGCCCGUCCGGAUUUAUGGUAGCCACACAGGGAGUAUCCUUGAUUUAAGUUGGAGCAAGAAUAAUUUUUUGCUUUCCUCGUCGAUGGAUAAGACUGUUCGAUUGUGGCACGUUACCCGACCCGAGUGCCUGUGUUGCUUUAAGCACAGUGAUUUUGUAACAUCGAUUCAGUUCCAUCCCCGCGACGACCGUUUCUUCCUAGCAGGUUCCUUGGAUAUGAAACUUCGGCUAUGGAGUAUUCCAGACAAGAGUGUUGCGUUUACUGUGAAUGUGUCUGACAUGAUUACCUCUGUUGCUUUCACUCCAGACGGACGUUUCUCGAUUGCUGGGUGUCUAAAUGGGAUGUGCAAUAUCUACGAGACUGACGGCCUGAAACCGACCGGAAACAUCCAUGUCCGUUCGGCCCGCGGUCGCAAUGCAAAAGGCAGUAAAAUCACUGGGAUCGAUACGAUUGUUUUACCACCCAACGACCCGAAUGGUGACAUAAAGCUUCUGAUCACCAGCAACGACUCGCGCAUUCGACUCUACAACUUUCGGGACCGCACCCUGGAGGCUAAAUUUCGUGGAAACGAAAAUACAUGCAGUCAGAUUCGGGCCUCCUUUAGUGAUGAUGGGAAGCACAUCAUUUGUGGUAGUGAGGACCGCAGAGCAUAUCUGUGGUCCACGGGGCCUGUAGAGAAGGAUGCAGAUAAACGAGCCGUGGAGAUUUUCGAAACCCAGACAGCCAUGGUAACAGCCGCAGUGAUGGCUCCAAAGAAAGCGAAGCAGACCCUAGGGUUUUCAGGAGACCCAAUAUACGACCUUUGCAACCCGCCCCCAGUCACCCUUGGUGGCCAAUCCAAGGAGAACGAGCGCCAGAAUCGUAUUUCUGGGGCUAGUAAGCUGGCUCAGGAAUCCCCUGGAUAUCUCUCGCGCUCAACGCACCCGGACGGAAACAUUCUCAUCGUGGCAGACUAUUCGGGAAAGAUCAAAGUAUUCCGACAGGACUGCGCUCACUCGAAACGUCUCUACGACAGCUGGGACACGCAUUCGACGAUUUCCCGCCGGAUUCUGGGACGCACGAACUCGGCACGGCAGAGCAUCGCAUCCUCCACAGGGAAAGAGUCUUCGCACAAGACACCAUCCGAGCGGAUCAUCUCAUGGCGAAAUUCGGUUGCUGGACACGACAGUACGAACGGUAAUCAACGGCAGAGGACCAGGACUCCCUCUCCGCCGAAGACAAUGCGAGGUCUCUGGCGGUAUUCGAGCCCUGGGCGUGGCUCGUCAGGACCGCAGGGCGAAUCGCGCUCAGCAUUCACCAUGUCCCCACCAAUGUCCGCCUAUAAAUCUUCCUUCGACAGCCGCCGCUCAAGCUUGGUAGAACCCCCAAAGCGCAACGGAGGUGGCACAGAAGCAGAAAACAUUCGUCCGCCACCGCAGUCGGCAGCUGAAAUAAUGUCUAAAGUCGAUGACAAAGAUAACCCGCUCUGGCUACAAGGCGAUCAGAGCUACGCAUUCUACAACAAAAUCACCCAAGAUGCGCUAGCCGUACACCGCAACUCCCCGGGUCUUCUUAGUCCCAAUAACCUCGAGCGAAAAGUGACCGCUCGUAGCGCGCUGAGCAGCGAAUGCGCCUCCUCGAAUGUCUCCGGUGAAGGCGAGGACAACGAUGUCCUCAAAUGCGAAGGCUGCUGGGGGACGAAUUUUCGAGCUACCAAGGGACGAAAUGGCAAGCAGCGCUUGAUUUGUGUGCGCUGUUCUCGUCCUAUAGAUUAGCAAGGUAAUGUCUUAUUCAUGAGCUACGAUGCCCACUGGAUAACUUUUUCUUUUUCUUUUUUUUCUUUUUCUUUUCUUUUUCUUGGAGAUUUUUGGGGGAAAGGGAGUGUGGGUGAGGGUAAAUACAUUGGCAGAAGGAGGCCUUACAUGAUGAUUGUAACUAGCACAUUUAGCACUGUUGUAUAGUAUAUGAGAGAUGAUAAAAUGACACUCUAUUGAGAUUUAAA
Molecule: messenger RNA, 3185 nt
Organism: Aspergillus ochraceoroseus IBT 24754
Lineage: Eukaryota; Fungi; Ascomycota; Eurotiomycetes; Eurotiales; Aspergillaceae
Product: WD40 repeat domain-containing protein
Exons: 5
Coding region: 163-2958 (931 amino acids)
Molecular function (GO): protein binding
Source: RefSeq, a predicted model, not a curated record